Molecule: messenger RNA, 2519 nt
Organism: Parasteatoda tepidariorum (common house spider)
Lineage: Eukaryota; Metazoa; Arthropoda; Arachnida; Araneae; Theridiidae
Product: grainyhead-like protein 1 homolog
Biological process (GO): regulation of transcription by RNA polymerase II
Cellular component (GO): nucleus
Molecular function (GO): RNA polymerase II cis-regulatory region sequence-specific DNA binding; DNA-binding transcription activator activity, RNA polymerase II-specific
Source: RefSeq, a predicted model, not a curated record
ACGUUUUCUUACAACCUGUUCGAUCUCAUAACUUCACAGGUGUUCAAACUGUCGGUUUGGUUUUUGAAGUGGUUUGGUUGCGCGAGUCAAAUUGACCUUAGGAAAAAAAGUGCUUUGAACAGAAAUGCAAUGGUUCUAAAUUCUGGAUACAAUAAAUGCUGAUUUUAAGAUGGUGGAUGUUCUUUUUAAUAGUCUCCUAAAGAAUAAAGAACUAGUUGAUGAACUUACAGCAGCUUGCACUGCCCCUUCAAUUAAUCGUCAUCUUGAUGGUGAAGAUGCUUGGAAAUCAUUUCGGGAACAUCCUUUAACAGCGGCAACAACAGCCAUGUUAAAUAUUGGUGGAUCCUCGUUACAAGAACAGAAUCCUGUGGGACUUCUUUAUGAAUAUUAUAAACUCGAAAAAAUGGAUAAAUCUCUUCCUGACUUCUGGACGGUUGCCAAUUCAGUGUCAAAUAGUCAAAACAGUGUUUUCAGCAAUGGUAAUGUAUCCUCUUCAAUCCCCGUGCAUUUACUUCAAUCACAAGCAGCAGAUAUACUAAAGAAUCGAAAAUUCGUCGACGAAUUAACUCCCCAAGAAGUUGAGCUCUAUUUGAGAGAAAACAUUGUAAAACAAGAAGAUCCAAACGAUACUGAGGAGUUAAUCGUUCCAACAAGUGGAAUUGUGCACAAAUCCUCAAACAUCAUAACCAAUUCCUCGACAGACGACAGACUUCAGAGACCUUUGUCACCACUUCCAAUGAUUCAUGUAAAGCAGGAGUCAAUGUCUGAUGAAGUAAAAGGGGAACCUGCUAGUUCUGUGAUUACCAGUCAUGUCUUAGCUCAAGGUUAUGAGUCCUUAGCAGCUCAGUUUUCCGGGAAUCUACAGUAUGCAGGCCAAUCCCCAAAUGUGUAUAUGGUUACUUCACCGGAAUACCGAGGACUUACUGACUAUUACACCGAACAAAUUCGGCAAACUAAUGGUAUAUCUGCUUAUUCGGAUACUUCUAAUACAAGUACGCUUGUUGAUCGCUAUAUCAGGCAAGUUGCUAAUUAUAAAGGAAAUCUGCCAACUUUGACUGUGGAUCUACCAUCUCCUGAUAGUGGAAUAGGUGAUACUAUGAUAACUCCACGGGAUAACAGCGCUUUGUCCCAUGUUGAAGUUUUUGACUAUUCCGAUCUUUCUCAAACACCAAGCAUCUUACAAACAGAUUUAAUGCCUAGUAGGCCAGCAAGUUCUUCCAGAAAAUCUUGGCAAGAAUACGGACGUCAUCCUGAGCUCGACAGAAUUCAGAUUCCUAAACUAUAUUCUGACGUUGGUUUUCGAUAUUUUCUUGAAUCUCCCAUUUCCACAAGUCAAAGGAGAGAAGAUGAUAGAAUAACAUACAUCAAUAAAGGUCAAUUUUAUGGGAUUACUCUUGAAUAUAUUCCUGAUCAUGAGAAAGCACCCAAGAGUACUACAGUCAAGUCUGUCGUUAUGCUUAUGUUCAGAGAAGAAAAAGCACCCGACGAAGAGUUGAAAGCUUGGCAGUUUUGGCACAGUCGGCAACAUUCGGUGAAGCAAAGAAUUUUAGAUGCUGACACUAAAAAUAGCAGUGGGAUAGUUGGCCAAAUAGAUGAAAUAACGCACAAUGCCAUUGCAUUUUAUUGGAACCCACUUGAAAGCCCUGCAAAAGUGAACAUAGCCGUGCAGUGUUUGAGUACUGAUUUUAGCAACCAGAAAGGUGUAAAGGGUCUUCCUCUCCACUUGCAAAUAGAUACUUUUGAUGAUUUCCGAGAGAAUGCCACUCCUUAUCAUCGAGCAUACUGUCAAAUCAAAGUUUUUUGUGAUAAGGGAGCUGAACGUAAAACAAGAGAUGAAGAACGAAGGGCUGCUAAAAGAAAACUAACAGUAGCAAAUGGUGAUCCAGCUUUCCCAGGUAGAAGAAAGAUUGAAGAAAUGUAUCAUUUAUCAUGUGAUAGAUCAGAAUUCUACUCGAUGAGUGAUCUUCUUAAGCCACCAAUUCUUUUUACUCCAACUGAAGACAUAGACAAGAUCAAUUCCAUGGAUUUGUCUUUUUAUGCAAACCAUAAUCCACUACUAGAAGAAAACAACACUAUUGGAAAUGAUAGUCGAGACACUGAUACUACAGCAUCGCCUCCACCUCCAAAGAGGAUGAAGACAUUUCCACAACAUAGAGUACUUGUUUAUACUCGUCAAGAUUCAGAAGAAGCAUUCCAGCCACUUCAUAUUUGUCCACCAACGCUUGCUGGCCUAGCGAAAGGGAUUGAAAACAAGUACAGCAUCAAUAUUGACAGUAUAAGAAAUGUAUACAAAAAGAAUACGAAAGGAAUUACAAUUCAAAUUGAUGAUGAUAUUGUUAAGCAUUACAGCAAUGAAGAUGUUUGCAUUCUUGAAGUGACUAAAGUGAAUGACGAGUUAUGUGAUAUCACCUUAAUAGAAAUUUAGUAUGUUUUGAAUGUAGUUCUAAAUUGAAGGUUCCUUUUCGAUUUUGUUAAAAAUUCAAAGAUUUUAUAUAUGCAUAAAAUAUUUUCAUAUAUUA